Messenger RNA from Cyphellophora europaea CBS 101466, 1632 nucleotides. RefSeq lists its product as uncharacterized. Gene Ontology annotation, molecular function: oxidoreductase activity, acting on paired donors, with incorporation or reduction of molecular oxygen; heme binding; monooxygenase activity. The record is from RefSeq and is a predicted model, not a curated record. The coding region runs from base 1 to 1632 and encodes 543 amino acids. NCBI's taxonomy places the organism in Eukaryota, Fungi, Ascomycota, Eurotiomycetes, Chaetothyriales, Cyphellophoraceae. The transcript is spliced from 2 exons.
AUGAUUGCGUCCCUGGUGCUGCCUUUGGUUGGCCUCGUUGGCCUUGUGUUGGCGCAGUACAUUGGUGUUGUUGUCUAUCGAUUGACAUUGCAUCCACUAGCCAAGUAUCCUGGGCCGAAGCUAUGGGCUGCAACCCAAUGGUCUCAAGCACUGCUCUUCUAUACGGGCAGAUUGCAUGUCGAGCUCCACCUUGCCCAUGAGAAAUAUGGAGACAUCGUUCGCUUUGGACCCCAUCAUCUGUCUUUCAGGUCUGUCGAGGGAGUGCACGAUAUAUACAUCGACAGGAAAGCGAACCUGAUCAAGGGUGGAGGUUUCACAGAUGCAGCAGAGGCGCUCAACAGGCCAGUGAACACUCAUUCGAUACAUGACAGGGCUCUUCAUGCCAAAAGGCGUCGACUCCUUGCCAAUGCUUUUUCCGAACAAGCUCUGAGGAAUCUCGAACCGUUUGUGGUUGAGACCAUAAAACGAUGGAUCGACACCAUCGCACAACCCGAGAACUCUGCCGAGAACACCAAGGGCUGGAGCAAGCCAACAGACAUGGGCGUCUGGUCCAGCAACCUCACCAUCGAUGCUCUCGGAGAGCUGUGCUUCGGCAAAUCCUUCGGUGCCAUCGAGAACGGCAGCCAUUGGACCUCGGAAUUUCUGAUGGGAUCAACCACAUUCGUCGCCUGUAUGGGAGUUACACCAGGGCGAGAACUGCUGUACCCUCUGAUCCGACAGAACUGGCUGAUGCUGAGAUUGGGUCUGAAAGUAGUGAAACAGAAGGUAGAGUAUCGGCUAAGGAUGCUACCACUUCUCAAGGCUCGCUUUCAGUUGGAGGAAGAGACCAAGGACAAGCCAGAGUUGCAGCGCAAGGAUUUCAUGCAUUACCUCAUGAAAGCCAAAGAUCCUGAGACCGGCGACAGGUUCACACCCGCAGACCUGGUUGGCGAGGCCGCUUUGCUAGUGGGUGCCGGCACAGACACCACCAGCACGGCGCUGGCAGCAGAGUUCUUCUACCUGACACGGGACCGGAGAGUUCUGACGAAACUGCAAGAAGAGGUACGCGGCGCCUACGACAAUGUGGAAGACAUCAAGACGGGGCCGAAGCUGUCGAGCCUCCACUAUCUGCGCGCCGUUGUUGACGAGUCUCUGCGCAUGGGUUCCCCUGUGCCCGACGUCCUCCAUCGGAGGAUCCUUCCAGGCGGCGCCACAAUCGCUGGCCAACAACUCGCAGCAGGAACCAUCGUCGGUUCGACGCAGUAUGCCCUCCACCACAACGAGAGCUACUUCCCGCGCUCCUUCGACUUUCUGCCGGAGCGUUGGAUCACCGGCUCGGAGGACCUGGGCUUUCCCGUUACAGCGUCAAGCAUCGAAGUGGCGAAGCAGGCGUUCAUUCCCUUCAGCGUUGGCGCACGCAACUGCGUGGGCAAGAAUAUGGCGAUGAUGGAGUUGCUGAUCGCUACGGCGAGGAUGGCUUGGCUACUGGAUGUUCGCAAGGUUGAUGGACCCCUGGGGAAGAUCGGCGAGGGCGGCCACACUUCCGAACGGGGUCGGCAGAGAGUGGGAGAGUUUCAGACAAAGAACUACUUUCUUGCGGAUCGAGAUGGGCCGGUGGUUGAGUUUAAGAGAAGAGAGACCGUCGUCGCUUGA